AUGCGGGCUAAUAAGUGAAAACUACAAAAUACAAACACACCUAGAACCAAGUUAGUUCACUUACAUGCCUAAAUUAGAAAAAUUAGGUGACCCAAACAUUUUUUAUUGACUUCUCUUUUGUAACAACUUCCUUAUAAAACCCAACUCAUUAAUUUCAUUUAAUAUUCACUCUUAUUCCCUCUAAUAAAACAACUAAGGAAAGGUAGAAAACGUUCUUUUUUUGCAUUGUUAUCAUAAAAUUCAUAACACACAAAAAAAAAAAAUGGCUUCACUAGUUGCAAUGGUGCUAGUCAUGAGUAUGUUAUCAGGUGGAGCUUUGGCUCAGUCAGGCUGCACUUCUGCUAUAGUUGGCUUAGCCCCAUGCCUUAACUAUAUCUCUGGAAGCUCUUCCUCCCCAUCUUCUUCAUGUUGUGCGCAACUAUCGAGCGUGGUUCAAUCACAACCUCAGUGUCUUUGUCAAGUUCUCAAUGGAGGUGGCUCUUCAUUCGGAGUCACCAUCAAUCAGACCCAGGCUCUAGCCCUCCCUAGCGCCUGUAACGUUCAAACUCCGCCUGUUAGCCGAUGUAAUGGAAACCAACCAUCAGGGAGCUCUGGAGGAUCUCCUGUUGCUUCCCCAAGUAAUACUCCUGCGGAUGCUUCGCCACCUGAGGGUUCAGUCACUCCUGACACUCCAACAGUUUCUAGCAUUCCUUCAGCUGGAAGUGGAUCUAAAUCAACAACUGGGAGCACUUCUAAUGGAAAUAUGACCAAAUUUUCGAUUCAUUUUACUCUUUUUCUUCUCUUCAUCACUUCAAGUGUUUCUGCUAUCAUUGUAAUUUGAAGUUAGAAACAUACUGCGUAGUUUCUAAUUGCUGGAAAUAAUAAUUUAUAUUUUGAUCGGCUUGUCCAUCUAUAGCAUUUAUCAUUGCUUAUGUAGUUAUGUAUACUUGUAAUGUAAAACCUUAUAUCAUAAUUCAUUUAUAUAUAUCAAGACAUCCUUUACUAGCUCUUAA
Molecule: messenger RNA, 992 nt
Organism: Beta vulgaris subsp. vulgaris (sugar beet)
Lineage: Eukaryota; Viridiplantae; Streptophyta; Magnoliopsida; Caryophyllales; Amaranthaceae
Product: non-specific lipid transfer protein GPI-anchored 5
Exons: 3
Coding region: 263-820 (185 amino acids)
Biological process (GO): lipid transport
Molecular function (GO): lipid binding
Source: RefSeq, a predicted model, not a curated record